CCGCUUCUAACAGGGGAAAUGUAUUUACUUCCUGUGUAAAGGGUCAGAAAAGCUGUUUUUGACUAUCUUCAUCUAGUGAAGUGUUUUGUGUUCUUUUACAGAAACUGGUGAAUACAGUGAAUUUAUUCAAGGUCAAAAAUGUCGUCGGAUGAUUUAAUUGGACCCGCUUUACCUCCAAUGUUUCGAAAGGAGAGCUCUGAAGACGAGCUUAGUGAAAAUGACUUUGCUGGUCCGGCUUUGCCUCCCGGAUACAAACGGGAAGAUCCGUCGAGUUCUUCGGAUGAAAGUGAGCCGGAGAUCGCCAAGAAAAGAGCAAAGACGGGGCACAGAGAUGGAGACAGGCCCGAGCAGAAAAAUUAUGACGAUGACGAUGGUUUCUUUGGGCCUGCUCUGCCUCCAGGAUUUAAAAAACAAGAAAGUUCUCCUGAAAGGCGCCCCAUUGUAGGACCUGCCUUGCCCCCGGGGUUUCGCAAAGCAGCAUAUAAUCAAGAGGAUAGUGAUGGUGAAGAGGGAGAAUGUCUCCCAGGGCCCGCUCUACCUCCAGGAUAUUGUGCUGAAUCCUCCAACAGUGACGAUGAGGAAGUGAUAGGACCCAUGCCUGCCAAAGGCCCAGUUCAGAACACUGUGGUUCUUGAUAUUGAGCGGAGAGCAAAGAGAAUGAAGGAGAAGCUGACAGGAGUUGAAGCUCCUGCAGUGCAGACCAGAGAAACAUGGAUGACGGAACUGCCACCAGAAUUGCAGCACAUUGGCCUGGGAGCACGAACAUUUAAGAAAAGGUCUGGUCCAGAAAACAAGGAUCGCUCCAUUUGGACAGAUACACCAUCAGACAGGGAGCGCAAAGCGAGGGAACGUCUUGAAGGCAAGAAUAAAAAAGAAUCGGAGGAAAAAGAUGAUGUCCCACAUGUUUCCAGAAAGGACAUGGAAAUGGCAGAUAAAGUUUCUAAAUAUAAUGACUCUAAACGGGCCGAGUCUCUCAUGAGUUUGCACGCAAAGAAGAUGAAAGAGAAAGCUAAGGAGAAAGCAGACCAACCAGUGGAAAGAAGGCCAUUUGAUCGCGAUGCAGACCUGCAAGUCAAUCGAUUUGAUGAAGCUCAGAAGAAACGGCUGCUGAAGAAGUCUCAGGAACUAAACACGCGGUUCUCCCAUAGCAAGAGCCAAAUGUUUUUGUAAUAAAUUGCCAAAACAUUCAAACAAAUUUAAACUUGCAGGCAUUUACCAGCAGAGUCUUUAGUGGAUUUUUAUAUACAUGUAGGUGGAAAUGCAGAUUGUUUGUUUGUUUAAUUUUGCAGAAAAAAAUGUGAACAUUAGGUUGAUCAGAUGUAUUUUAUGUGACCUUUUCCAAUUAGUGUUUUUAUGUCUCUCUUAAUGGAAAUGUGUGGGAUUUUUUUAAGACUUGUUUUUGACUGUCCUGUUGUAUAAAAUAAAAAAGAUAUAUAUAUUUUA
Messenger RNA from Oryzias melastigma (Indian medaka), 1443 nucleotides. RefSeq names its product GPALPP motifs containing 1 (gene gpalpp1). NCBI's taxonomy places the organism in Eukaryota, Metazoa, Chordata, Actinopteri, Beloniformes, Adrianichthyidae. The transcript has 7 exons. The coding region runs from base 139 to 1170 and encodes 343 amino acids. The record is from RefSeq and is a predicted model, not a curated record.